GUUCACACGACCCGUAACGCCCAGUUGGGCCGAAGCCGCCGCCGCGCCGCAGCAUCCCCACGCUCCUUGCCCGGCGCCGGCGAGCCUCCCUUGCCGUCUCCGAGGCGCAGGGGCAGUCGCGGCGUCCCCCAGGACCGGCUCGGCGCCCGAGCCCCGAAGGUUCCAUCUCCUCAAGCGCCUGCUGGCAUGUACGCCACGCACAGCCACGGGCGUCGCCGCGAGAGGGGAGUCCAUGCCCAUGGCGGCGUCGCCAGGAAGCGCGCAUCCCUUUCUCCGCUGCAGGUGCUGUGCUGCUCCAUCGGCGCCAUUGUCCUCAUCGCGAACGCUCGCCGCGCCCUGUCCCCAAAGGAGUCGUAUCUUGGUUCCUUUUGGAGCACUACCACGAGCAAACCUCGAGGUGUGAAGUAUGAGCUGCACACACUCCCUGUGGAAGCAAAGGCUGUGGCUGACGGUGACACGAUCACCGUGUAUGUUGACAUGGCUAACCCUCAUGGGUCCGGAAAUGUGCCCCGUGAAGUUCAGGAAGCUGCGGCGGAGCGGAUCAAGGCGCGGACGACCAAGAAUUACCAGAAGGCCGACGCGCUUCAGAAGAUCAUAGUGGAUGCUGGAUAUAGGCAAGUUCCUAACCUGAGUGGUGAGCAGGUUCUUGCAAAGAAGUAUCGGAUCAGGCUAAGAGGGAUCGAUGCACCAGAGAACUCGAUGUCUUAUGGUAAAGAGGCAAAAGAGGAGCUAGUGAAGCUCGUGCAGGGAAGAACCUUAAAGAUUUCCGUAUAUGAUACAGACCGGUACGGUCGACUGGUUGGAGAUAUUGAGUGCAAUGGGGUCUUCGUGCAGGAACACAUGCUGAAGAAAGGGCUCACAUGGCACUACACUGCCUAUGACCGACGGCCAGAGCUCGCAAAGUGGGAGAGCCAGGCGCGAGCGAGCGGGCUGGGACUGUGGGCGCUGCCGAACCCCGAGAAGCCAUGGGAAUGGAGGAAGGAGAAGCCCAUGAGGAAAUGGUGAGACAGUCAGCCGUGACCUGUGACCAUGAAGAGCUCAAGACAGAGCUUGUUUGAUUCGAUCUCCUGAGAUUUUCGACCAGAACAAUAGCUUCAUCAAUGUUGUACCUCGACAUUUUCAUCAUGUUGUAACAGCUGAUGUA
Lolium perenne is the source of this 1144-nucleotide messenger RNA. RefSeq names its product probable staphylococcal-like nuclease CAN1. Gene Ontology annotation, cellular component: cytoplasm. The record is from RefSeq and is a predicted model, not a curated record. Lineage: Eukaryota; Viridiplantae; Streptophyta; Magnoliopsida; Poales; Poaceae.